GGUCUGGAUGUCUACGAGGACGAACCAAAGACCCACGAUGGUUUAUUACGGAACCAGAAGGUCAUGCUUCUUCCGCACAUGGGUACCUGGACCACAGAGAAUCAAUAUCAGAUGGAAUUAUGUGCCAUUUCAAAUAUCCGGGAAGCGAUUGAGAAAGGGAAGCUCCUCUCGCCUAUUCAAGAG
Molecule: messenger RNA, 183 nt
Organism: Hyaloscypha bicolor E
Lineage: Eukaryota; Fungi; Ascomycota; Leotiomycetes; Helotiales; Hyaloscyphaceae
Exons: 1
Source: RefSeq, a predicted model, not a curated record